UCCAAUCAAGUUCUAGACACAUCUCAAGGAUAAUUAAAGUAAACGGGAUACACCUGACCACAAUUUGGAGUGCCACAGCAAAGGGUCUGUAACAGGAUGCACCUGACCACAAUUUGGAGUGCCACAGCAAAGGGUUGCGGCUGCAGAAAUGUCAUGCUUGGCAGGUGUUGAUGAAGAUGACAAAGAUGCAGAUUCUGAGAUGAAUGCUCUGACUUUCCUUCAAGAGCCAGUGAGAAUGGCGCAGGAGCCAAUCUCUUACAGUGACUCUUUUGGCAAGCCUUCUCCUCUGAAGCAAAACAAUGGUGUACUUGAUGUUCUGUCAGACACAGAGAUGUUGUCCCCGGUUGGCUUGGGAAAUGGACCUUCUUCACACCAUGCGACACAGGCCCAUGAUCUCAAUAGCUUGUGCACUGAGAAGGAGGAGGAAAAAAGCAUUACCCCGUUGAAAACGGUGCAAGAAAUAGACACUGCUGGAAUAUGGGGAUUUGAUGUGGAGUCACCUGAGAACUCAUUGGACAAUUUUAGCAGUGCUGGUGACGUUCAUUGGGACCCUCAUAAAGAGUUCAUGCAGUUUCUGUGGGAGAAUAAUGAUGAAUCCCCUGGUGAGGAGCCACCGGAGGAGGUUUCUCCUCCUGUCAGCCAAAGGAGGAGGAAACGGAAAAUGGACAUGGUAGUCAUGGUGGAUCCCUCUGACAACCUUUACCCUGAUCUGAGCCACAAAUCAUCUGAGGAGUCAUCUGAUGACAAAGACCAAGCACACUCCAUUCCCGUCAGCAAGGUGCGAAACCUAAGGAAGCAUUCCAACCCACAAUCUUCAGCAACAGGGAAGGUAUCACAGUAUCCCAAUGGAACUGUCAAGGCCAUCAAGAAAAUUCUAUACAAUACACCAACAAGAAAUUUGCAUGAGAACAGUAUAGGUCACAAGCUUUCUCCAUUAAAGGGAAGACUUUCAAUUAAUUCUUGCUCAGAGGAAAAGCCAUCAUGUUACCCUUGUUCAAAAUGCAAUCUCUCUUUCAAAAAAGAACAGCAUUUGCAACGCCAUAUGAAGUCUCACGUGGAUACUCCCAAUAUGUUACUAAAGCCUUUCAUAUGUCGGGAAUGUGGACAGUCAUUUAAACAGAGCUGCUCGCUCAUUAAGCAUAUGUCGGUUCAUCCAGAGAAGAGUGAGAGACUUGUUGAAGAGAAAGGUAUGAAUGAUAUGAAGGAGGAGAAUGGAAAUGCUAAACUGUGUUGCCCUCAGUGCCCAUUUGGUACAAACAGCCCAAACAUGUUUGUUCAACAUGCCAAAACACACAACAAGACCAAGCGAUAUUUUGACUGUGGCAUAUGUAACUUCAAGGCAGCAUCUGAGAAGGACCUUAGGAAACAUGAGAUUAGGCAGCACACUGUUAUUCCAGUUAAACAGAAAGACCAAGUUGACAAUGAUGAAUCGGGUGUUUUCUCCUGUUACAAUUGUUCUUAUAAAGCCUUUAGUAAAAAUGUUUUUAAAAAUCACCUUCAGCGUCGUCACCGCCAGUCUUAUGAGGAACACAAAGCUGCACAGAACAGUGAUAAAAUGGCACAACCACCUGUGAAGCAGCAGGUGCCUACUUCUAAAAGUCCAGUUGAGGAUUCAGAGUUAACAUCUAAAAUCUCAAUAAAAAGUCAGGUCAACACAAAAAGAGCUCAUUCACCCAGUGUUUCUAAUGAUAUUUCAGACCUCUUCAAAAAUGACAAGAUUGGCAACAAAGGUUUGAAGUCUCAGCUAUCAGAAUCAAAGCUUGACAAAUCCAUUAAUGUCCUAUUGUCCAGACAAAGAUAUGGCAAGAAACCUGAGGAGCAACAGAAAAAAGUGAACAGUAAUUGCAUUGCAUCUGCUCUGGACUCCAACAGCGACAAAAGUGACAGUAAUCAGUUGCCAAUAUUGUCCCUCAAGGCUGAAGAUACCAUUUCAUCCACAAAGUGUCGUAGACAGCCCUCAGUAUCCAAUCCUGACUCAAAUUGUGAGUUUGAUGCCAGUGCAGCUGAAAAAGACCUUAGCAGCAACAAUGUACCCAAGUCAAUCUUUGAACAGUCAGCCAUGAAAAAGUCACCCUCUAAGAGAAAAAUGUCUACUCCAUAUCGCAACACCACAGACCUGGACUCGUGCUUCAAAUUACCAAAACAUUUACCUAGUCCAAAGAGGCUAAACAUAGAGGAAAUGGAUGACUGUGAAGACAAAGACAUUUUUCAUUUCAAGGACACAGAUGACAACACUACUCUUUUUGACAGUAGCAUCAAGAAAGAAAACACACACAUUUAUACUUAUAGCAGAAGAAUGUCAAUGCGAGGGGCACUGCAGGCAUCUAAGAGGCUGUUCGAAAAAAUUAAUACUGAAGGGCAUGCUCUGAAUGAUGCAGAUAUUAAGGAAGAGUGCAUAGAAACGGAGGUCUUUAGAGAAAGCUUUGAGUCCCAACCAUUGUCUACAGAAGAACCUUUCUCAGAAGAUUUGACUAUGUUAGACCUGGAUCGCAAAACCUGUCCAUAUUGUCCUGCAGUUUUUGAGUCUGGUGUUGGGUUGUCUAAUCAUGUGAGAGGGCAUCUUCAUAGAGUUGGACUGAGUUACAAUGCACGCCAUGUAGUGUCUCCUGAACAGGUGGCUUCUCAAGACAAGAGGCCACGAAUUCGACGUAAGAUGUCAGCUAUCAGGCGAUUGGAAAGAGCAUUACAAAUGGAGUCUAGUUCAGAAGUCAUUAAGAGCACCCAUGCUUGUCCGUUAUGUGGGGACACAUUUGAUAACAAGACUGGACAGUCAAACCACAUACGAGGCCACCUGAAACGACUUGGUAAAAACAUUUCAACAAAGACAAAGUCUCCAUUGUGCUUACUCCGGGAGCUGAUGCGUGACAAGAAAGAGGUCCAUAGAGCACUUCAAAUUCUGGGCAAAAAACGGAAUCAUUUUCAGCUUGGUGCUUCCGCCAAGCUGGCCAGCACUGAUGGUUUAACACCCUCACCCAUUGAAAUCUCGAAAAAGAACAGUAUUCCAAUUGUCUACAGUGAUGCCAAACCACAGGUGCCCAAGUUUUCAUUAGCAGGAGUGGCAUCAGAAAAAAAACUAGAGACUAAGCUGGAAGUUAAAGGGGCAAACCUGAGUGCGAGUGCCUUGAUAGGAAUUCUAAAAAAGAGGAAGUGUCAAGAGGAUUCCAAAUUAAAGGGUUCCUCUCAUAUUUCAAAAAACACCUUAGCAGUUUCUUCAAACAGUGAGCACAGUACAGGAUCAAGAGUUGCCACUUCAUUGCCAAACUCAAUAUCAGAGAAAGGUGAAUUCAACAGGAAGGUUUGUAUCCACUGUAAUGCUACUUUCCACAGUGGAGUUAGCCUGUCCAAUCACCUGAGGGCUUAUGCAAAACGAAAAAGGACUGCUUUACUCGAAGGAACAACAUAUGACUGUAAAGCAAGGAGGCAACGUUCGAGGCCUGGCUCAAAGAAGAAGACACUGCCGGUACCACAAACUCCAGAGGAAAUUUACAGACUCACUUGCAGGUUCUGUGAUCUCGUCUUCCAGGGGCCGUUGUCAGUCCAGGAGGACUGGAUUAAACAUUUACAGAGACACAUUAUGAACACUGGUGUCCCCCACACUGGGCUAGGCAUGGUUGACGUGACUUUACUGCCCAAGGAUGCACCUACCCCCAAGACUGACCAAGACAGCUCUCUGACAGCAACACAUGCGGCCUCAUGAGGCCAGCAGAGACCGUUUUAAACUUCACUAGGCUGUAUGUGUAGGUACAGUGACGAGCCAAAACAUAAUGACCACCUGCCUAAUAGGCUGUUGGUCCUCCAUGUGCUGCCAAAAUAGCACUGACCCGCUGAGGCAUGGACUCUACAAGACCCCUGAAGGUGUCUUGAGGUAUCUGGCACCCAAACAUGAGCAGAUCUUUCAAGUCCUGAAAGUUGCGAGGUGGAGCCGCCGUGAAUCAGACUUGUCUGUCCAGCACAUCCCACAGAUGCUCAAUGGGACUGAGAGCUGGAGCACUUGGAGGCCAGGGCAACACCUUGGACACUUAAUCAUGUUCCUCAAACCAUUCCUGAACAAUGUGUGCAGUGUGGCAGUAUCCUGAUGAAAGAGGCCACUGCCAUCAGGGAAUACCAUUGCCAUGAAGGGGUGUACCUGGUCUGCAAUGAUGUUUAGGUAGGUGGCAUGUGUCCAAUUGACGUCCACAUGAACGGCCAGACCCGUCAUUUCCCAGCAAAACAUUGCCCAGAGUAUCACGCUCCCUCCACUGGCUUAUCUUCCCACAGUGCAUCCUGGUGCCAUUACUUCCCCAGUUAAACGGUGCACACGUACAUGGCUAUCCACGUGAUUGAAAAGAAAACAGGACUCAUCGGACCAGUUGACCUUCUUCCACUGCUCCAAGGUCCAGUUCUGAUGCUCGUGUGCCCAUUGUAUGCGCUUUCGACAGUGGACAGGGGUCCUCAAGGGCACUAUGACCGGUCUGCGGCUAUGCAGUGAUGCACUGUAUUGUCACACAUUCCUCCCAUAACCGUCAUUAAAAUUUUCUGACUUGUCUUCUGUCAGUUCGGACCAGACAGGAUAGCCUUUGUUGCCCUUGCGCAUUGAUGAGCCUUGAGCUCACAACACCCUGUUGCCGGUUUGUGGUUUGUCCCUCCUUGGACCACUGUCGGUAGGUACUCACCACUGCUGACCGGGAGCACCCCACAAGCCUUGCCGUUUCAGAGAUGCUCUGACCCAGUCGUCUGGCCAUAACAAUUUGGCCCGUGUGAAAGUCGCUCAGGUCUUUACUCCUGCAUCCAACACGUUGACGAGAACUGGUUGUUCACUUACCGUCUAAUCUACCCAGACCUUGACAUGUGCCCUUGUUUGGAGAUGAUCAACGUUGAGUGCUGUGAGUGCUCAUAAUGUUUUGGCUCAUCAGUGUACAUUGGAUGUUCAUUUUUUUCCAGUCAAAGAAAUAUCAGCCAAAAGUACAGCAUCACCCAACAUUGGAUAUAUUUUACACGUUUGGACGUUUGAGACAACAAAAAUUGAAUUAUUUUGGAUAAUGUUGUUUCUGCUUUUACAUGGUCCAUUUUUUUAGGAAUACAAUUCCAAAUGGACACUUUUUUUUUAUGCAGUAAUGUAGUGUGGAACCCAUUUCUAAUGAAGACAACUUUUACCUCAAGACUUCUCACAGUUUUAAGUCCAUUUUAUGUCCAGUUUGGGAGCACUGUUAUUCUUGUAUCAAUAUUCACAUUUAUAAUAUACAUAAAAUCAUGAUACGACAGUCUUUUCUUUCCUUUUUUUUUUUUUUUGUAUUGUGACAUGUUUCAGACCCAGACCGCAUAAUCCGUUUUCAGGGCAUAAGAGUUACUCAUAGAAACAAUUAAAAGUGAUAGCAGCUGAAAGCUACUACAGUAUGAUAUUAUGAAAUUAAGUGGAGUAUGAGAACAAAAGGAACAACUGUGUAUGCCAACUCGUUAAUGCAUAGAAAACGGUUUAUAUUUCAGCCACUGCGUUGAUUUCUAAUACAAACACUUGAACUGAGUGGUAAAAAAAAAAAAAAAAAAAAAAAAAAAAAAAAAAACACAA
This is a messenger RNA of Lampris incognitus (smalleye Pacific opah), 5545 nucleotides long. RefSeq names its product zinc finger protein 644a (gene znf644a). The transcript has 6 exons. Bases 149 to 3697 code for a protein of 1182 amino acids. Gene Ontology annotation, cellular component: nucleus. Gene Ontology annotation, molecular function: RNA polymerase II cis-regulatory region sequence-specific DNA binding; DNA-binding transcription factor activity, RNA polymerase II-specific. The record is from RefSeq and is a predicted model, not a curated record. Gene Ontology annotation, biological process: regulation of transcription by RNA polymerase II. Lineage: Eukaryota; Metazoa; Chordata; Actinopteri; Lampriformes; Lampridae.